AUGAGAUUACUGACUUAUAUCAAUUUAUUAACUUUGUUGUCAUUUGCCACCGCUACCUACAUUGUUUUGUGGGCUAACUUGCCAGACCAAGGCUCCAACUACAAGACAUACUUCGGGAUCAACGACGACGCUUACCUUAUACCAGUUGAUAACAUCUACAGUGCUGCGAUUUUUUCUUAUGCUGAGGGAAAUAGAGGUCGGAUUCUGUUUACCUAUCAGGAGAAGUAUAAAGUGGGAUACAUGAACGGAAAUCCUUUUUUAAAGAUCUAUGAUACUAGCGAUACCUACCUGUCAGUGCAAACUGAUUUUUACUCAGGUCUAUAUGGUGAAGUCACGGUUUCCUACUAUGUUUGUGAAGACAAUGCUGAGUUGGGAAAUGAACAAUCACCAGGAUGUAUCACGGUGGAGUCUUUCUUUGUUGAAUCCUUAACUGAGGGCCAGAUCCAAGAAAUCAACAAAUAUGUACAAGAAUCUGAAGAAGAAAACUUGGAAACUGGUCCAGAUAAUUUGAACACCCAAAAUGGAGAAAAUAAUGACGGCGCGACUGAUAUUAAUGAUGAAGAAGAAGAUCCUAUCCAUGAAGAACCUGAAGAGGAAUCAGCUAAAUCUCCUGCUGAAGAGAAUCUGACUGUGGAUAAUCUGGACACUACUGACACUGACGAAAACUCAUCUGAAGGGUCUACACUUGAAGAACCGGAAGAGGAAUCAACUAAAUCUCCAGCUGAAGGUGAUCUGACUGUGAAUAAUCUGGAUACUACUGACACUGAAGAAAACUCAUCUGACGAGUCUACACUUGAAGAACCGGAAGAAGAAUCAACUAAAUCUCCAGUUGGAACUAGUCUGACUGAAGAUAAUCAGGAAACUAUUGACACUGAAGAAAACUCAUCUGACGAUUCUACACUUGAAGAAACUGAAGAGGAAUCAACUAAAUCUCCAGCUGAAGAGGAUCUGACUGUGAAUAAUCUGGACACUACUGACACUGAAGAAAACUCAUCUGACGAGUCUACACUUGAAGAAACUGAAAAGGAACCAUCUGAACCCUUAGUAGUAAUUAGUCUGAAGGUGAAUAAUCCGGAUUCUAUUGACGCUGAUGCAGGCAAAGAAAACCCACAGGAAGAAAAUUCUACACCUGAUGUACCUGGAAGGGAACCAGUUUCAGUUGGAGUUGGUCUGACUCUGGAUGUAACUACUGGCACUGAAACAGUCAAAGAAGAAUCUUCUAACCAAGAGGUUAAGUCUACAGCCGGACAAGUUGUACCAGAAGUUGCCCCUCAACCUGAACAAAAUGACAAACAAGAAGGUGUUGAAGUUGAAAAGGAAGAGGAAACGAAACCUGAUGAAAAUGUGGAUGAUAUCACCAUACAAGAAGAAAAUCCAACCAAUCUUCAAGAUGACGAUUCAGACGAUGAUUCAAUCUUUGAAAGCCAAGUCGACUUUCAGUAUAAAACUAUAGGUCAAUCUGUGUAUGUUGUUUCGACUAAUCUUACUGCCUCUAAGGAGGGCUCAGAGGAACCCGUAAGGUUCAAUGGAACUCAUCUUACUAUUUAUGAUGGUGAAGUGGUUACAUUUGUGCUUGAAGGUAAAUAUCUCAAAGUCGCUAAGGAUAAAUAUGUACAAGUUAAUGGGGACGGUUUGCUAUUAGUAUCAACCAGAGAUAAAGCUUCCCCUGUUUGGUCAGUGGCAGAAAAUCUGAUUCAUUAUGCAUCAGGAGGUUCCGGUAGUGUAGCUGCUGAAUUUAAUGCUUGUCCUCAGAAUGGAUACGCUAUAUUUGUUAAUGUUAAAUGUAACAGUCAACAAACUAUUGCUGCCAAUGGCCCAGUCAUUGUAGGGGUAAGCUCUACUGCCACCAUGCAAGCUGUUAUUAGUGACAACGGCUCCGUUGCUUUUCAAACCAUUGCUGGCAAAGUUGGUAUAUUAGCUCCAAGCCAAGUUGAAACUAUCCCCAGCCAGUCUAAUGUCUCAGCUCCAAACCAAACUGAAGAUCCAGAUUUAGAUGAAAUCAAAGAUGCAGAGGAUCAAUUAGAAACAGGUAAUUAUGUCACAAACAGAAAUGGCGAUACUAUUAAAGGAUCUACUUUGGUCACAGUCAAUAUUCAAAGUGCGGCAGUUACUACCAUUCCUGUUAGCACUAUAACAAUGACAGUUACAAAGUAUGAUAAAGCUAUCGGAGAAGAGAAUAUUGAAACGAUCACCACUACAAUUUAUUCCGUUAGUUUUAGUGCGUCCUAUCCUGCUAAACAUCAACCAGUUAUUGCGGGGGGAGAUGCUGCGCAUAUGACAGAGUAUCUACAAGCUGAUGUACCAUUAGAAGAUCAACCAGAUGCUGACCACGGAGCUUUCUCAGAGGAUCAAGAUGGAGAGCAAGUAGGAUGGUAUACUGUUCGUCCUAAAUCACCCAAUGUUCUCCUUAUUCAUGAUAAAAAAUUGGUUAAUGGUGCCCCAAAGUUAUCAUCUUCCGAAUUCAAUGCAAAGCUUGGUUUGUUGUUUGUUUUUAUUUUGUUUAUUUAA
Molecule: messenger RNA, 2508 nt
Organism: Hemisphaericaspora subhashii
Lineage: Eukaryota; Fungi; Ascomycota; Pichiomycetes; Serinales; Debaryomycetaceae
Exons: 1
Coding region: 1-2508 (835 amino acids)
Source: RefSeq, a predicted model, not a curated record